Pomacea canaliculata is the source of this 8449-nucleotide messenger RNA. Its product is annotated as probable phospholipid-transporting ATPase IA. The record is from RefSeq and is a predicted model, not a curated record. Gene Ontology annotation, molecular function: ATP hydrolysis activity; ATPase-coupled intramembrane lipid carrier activity; magnesium ion binding. Gene Ontology annotation, biological process: phospholipid translocation. Lineage: Eukaryota; Metazoa; Mollusca; Gastropoda; Architaenioglossa; Ampullariidae. Gene Ontology annotation, cellular component: plasma membrane.
GUUUAUAUUCCGUUGACAGACGAACCUCUACAUUCAUGUACCGCAUCCUGCUCUCAUAACAAAUACUGAAAACAUGGAGAUAUAGAGGGUAAUUUGUACACAGCAUGAAAAACAAUAAAGCAACUCAUGGCACAAGAACAAGAUUUGACAGAUAUUGGCCGUGCUGGCAUGACAGAUUAUCAGCAUAUGGAGGAAGCCCCUAGUGAAAUGGCUGGUGAUCAUCACCUAAAGCAUAUGCAAACCAUCUUAAUCAAUGCUCCACAGACUCAGCACUUCUGUAGCAAUAAAAUAUCCACUGCCAAAUACAACAUCUUCACAUUUUUGCCCAAGUUCCUGUUUGAGCAGUUUCGGAAGUAUGCUAAUGUGUUUUUCUUCUUCAUUGCACUCAUUCAGCAAAUUCCCAAUGUGUCACCUACUGGUCGUUACACAACAGCUGUUCCUCUUCUACUUAUUUUUGUGGUAUCAGCCAUCAAAGAAAUAAUUGAAGACUUUAAACGUCACAAAGCUGAUGGUAUGGUGAACAACUCGUUAGUUCAAGUGCAUCGAGGCCAUGAAUGGGUUACGGUAAAAUGGACACAAGUUGUGGUAGGUGAUAUUGUGAAGGUCUGUGAUGGAGGCUUUUUCCCUGCUGAUCUCAUUCUCCUGUCAUCCAGUGAACCUCAAGCCAUGUGUUAUAUAGAAACAGCAAACUUGGAUGGUGAAACAAACCUUAAAUUAAGGCAGGGUGUGCCAGUUACCUCUGACUUGGUGACAGGAGACAAAUUGACUGCUGUGAGAGGCAAGGUGGAGUGUGAGCUUCCCAACAGAUAUCUUUAUGAAUUUGUUGGCAACAUACAGUUGAAUGAGCAAAGCGCUGUGCCUGUUGGUCCUAACCAGCUGUUGUUGCGAGGAGCAAUGCUUAGGAAUACCAGCUGGAUUUUUGGUUUAGUAGUGUAUACAGGACACAGCACCAAGCUCAUGCUGAACUCAACAUCAACACCUCUAAAGAGAUCAAAUGUUGAAAAACUCACAAACACUCAGAUACUGCUUCUCUUUGUCGUUCUGGUUGUGCUGUCCCUUAUAUGUGCCAUAGCCCAGACAGUGUGGACUAAAGAGGAUGGAAAUAGGGCUUGGUACCUGUUCUAUGAUGAGAUGCCUGAAGCCAACUUUGGUUUCAACCUACUCACGUACAUCAUUUUAUACAAUAAUCUCAUUCCCAUCAGCCUGCAAGUUACUCUUGAAGUGGUCAAAUUUAUUCAGGCCAUCUUCAUCAACUGGGAUCGAGACAUGUACCACGAGGAGACUGACACACCAGCAAUGGCUCGCACAUCCAACCUCAAUGAAGAGCUUGGACAGGUAAAAUUUGUCUUUUCUGACAAAACUGGAACCCUUACUCAAAAUAUUAUGGAGUUCAGAAAGUGCUCCAUUGGAGGAAUCUGCUAUGGAAAUAAUGAAGAAGUGUUGACUCUUUCAAUGAUGGAAUGCAUCUACAAUCUGCAGUCAAAUCAUGCAACUGCUGGUUUGAUCCGAGAGUUUCUGGUGAUGCUAUGUGUGUGUCAUACUGUGGUGCCAGAGCGUCAUGAAGCAGGGGAGAUCAACUACCUGGCUUCCUCUCCAGAUGAGGCAGCAUUAGUGAAAGCAGCUCGAAACCUUGGCUUUGUCUUCACUACUAGAACUCCAGAGACUGUAAAAAUUGAAGUUUUUGGAGAAGAAGAGACUUAUGAAAUCCUAAAUGUCCUGGAAUUCACAAGUGAACGCAAAAGGAUGUCAGUAGUUGUUCGAUCCCCUGAUGGAAAAAUCAUGCUCUACUGUAAAGGAGCAGACACUGUCAUUUAUGAACGACUGGAUGACACACAACUGUAUGGAGAUGUUACCCUUCAUCAUCUAGAAGACUUUGCUACUGUUGGGCUUCGAACGCUUUGUUUUGCCAAAGCAGAAAUUAGUUUAGAGUUCUACAAUGAGUGGCGAAACACAUUCUACAAAGCCAGCACCUCCAUUCAGAACCGAGAAAAGAAGCUGGAGGAAGCUGCUGAGCUUAUAGAACGGAAUCUGUUUUUGAUUGGAGCAACUGCUAUUGAGGACAGACUUCAAGAUGGUGUUCCAGAAACAAUUUACAAGAUGAGUCUAGCUGGUAUUAAGCUAUGGGUGCUUACUGGAGAUAAACAGGAGACAGCUAUCAAUAUAGGCUAUUCCUGCAAAGUGCUUACCCAGUCUAUGGAACUCAUUAUUCUGAAUGAAAGUACCCUAGAUGCUACUAGGGAAGAACUGAGGAAACGAAAAGCAGAGUUUGGAGAUGCACUUGGAAAGGAGAAUGAUGUAGGCAUCGUUAUUGAUGGUGACACCAUAAAGCAUGCCCUGUCCUGUGACUGUCGACAUGAUUUUCUGGAUAUUUGCUUGUCUUGUCGCUCAGUCAUCUGCUGCAGAGUAUCACCAUUGCAAAAAGCCGAAAUUGUUGAACUUGUAAAGGAUUCGCAGCAUGCCAUAACUCUAGCCAUUGGAGAUGGUGCCAAUGAUGUAGGCAUGAUUCAGGCGGCACAUGUUGGUGUGGGGAUCAGUGGUUUGGAAGGACUGCAGGCAGCCUGCGCAUCAGACUAUGCCAUUGCCCAGUUCCGAUUUCUCCAGAAGCUGCUGUUUGUCCAUGGGGCAUGGAGCUACAGUCGCCUGUGCAAGCUUAUCCUGUACUCCUUCUACAAGAACAUCUGUCUUUAUGUUAUUGAGUUUUGGUUUCAAAUUGUCAAUGGAUUCUCCGGACAGAUUCUGUUUGAGCGCUGGACUAUUGGUCUUUACAAUGUGAUGUUUACUGCCGCACCUCCACUGGCAAUGGGCCUGUUUGACAGAUACUGCUCAGCAGAAAGCAUGAUGAAAAAUCCAGUCUUAUAUAAAGAUUCCCAAAAGGGGCGUUUUUUCAAUGUCAAGGUAUUCUGGAUCUGGAUUGUGAACGCCAUCUUUCACUCUGUCUUGCUGUUUUGGAUGACACUGAUGAGUCUACAGCAAGAUGUCGCCUUUGGUAGUGGAAAAACUGGAGACUACCUUUUUAUGGGCAAUUUUGUGUAUACUUAUGUGGUUGUGACUGUAUGCCUGAAAGCUGGGCUUGAGACUGCUUCUUGGACUAUCCUGAAUCACCUUGCUAUCUGGGGAAGCAUUGCGUGUUGGUUCUUGUUCCUGGUUGUGUACAGCCAUUUCUAUCCAGACAUGAGAAUGGCACCUGAGAUGUUGGGCAUGGAUCAGCAUGUGCUGGGGUGUCCCGUGUUCUGGUGGGGACUUCUUCUUAUACCAUUCACUUCAUUACUGAGAGACUUUUCAUGGAAAGUAUUUAAGCGAACAUAUUUAAAGACACACCGUCAUCAUGUACAAGAGAUGGAACUGGCAAACAAGGAAGCCAUCAUAAAUGGAUCUCCUCGCAAGAAAAGACCUAUCUCAGAGAGGGCUCGGCUCCUUAGCUGCAGUAUGUUUGGUCGAACAGGUCGAGUGCCACAAGCACCUGUUGCUUCACCCCAUCUACAUGCACAAAACUCCCCAUCACCCUCAUUAGCACAUGGCUUUGCAUUCUCACAAGAGGAGCAUGGAGCAGUACCACAGGCUCAGUUCAUCCGUGCCUACGACACUAACAAAGACAAGCCUGAGGGACUGUGAAAAAGGCAGCGAUCGUCAUUCUGAAAGCAGGUUCACGAUGAAGCUUCAAAACUGCCAAACAGUACUGAAAAGGUUCUGUGCAUUCCACUCCUUUCUGGAGAUCUCAUUUAGUGCAUUGUCUUCAAUGAGACAUUUGGUUUAUUUCUUGGUAUAUACUUCUAAAACUUGGCAGGACUGGUAACUUUUGUGCAACUUACACAUUUUGUGGUGUGGCCAAUUCAGUGUUUGUAACAUUGUGAUUGAAGAAGUAUUUCUAACUUGUUAUUUCAGGCAAAGAGAAAAGGGGAAUUCUACUUUUUCUUUAAAUAUGCUUUCGUUUUUUGAUUUUGUAAAGAGUGUAUGAGUUUGCCUUUAACACAAAAGCAGUUUUAAAAUGUUAUCAGGGGAUAAUGUUAGUAGACUUACAAGAAGAUGUGAUUACGUGAUGGCAUUUUGUUUUGUUUUUAUUUGGUGUUAUUAUUUUUUACAGUGUGAGCACAUGAAAAUUGAUCAUUCUGAAAAAUAAGUUUGCCUUUACUGUAACAGUUCAUGUUCAUAUUUGGUAUGAAUCAACAAGAAUGAGAGGUGAUUAUGAGAUAAUUUUAGCAAAUAUCUUGCAGCAAAAAGGUUACUUUUUGACAUGCAAAUUAGUAUUGUUGAAUUAUUUUUAUGAGUACUGUUACCUGAUCAUUGCAAGAACAUUUUCAAAAUAUUUAUUUGUCAUUUGUGAUUUAUUUCAGGCUGGUACUUUACAUUUUAAAUGUUUUGUGUCUGUGAACCCAUUUAAUCUGCUAUGGUACUAAAUCUACAUUAAUAUAGUGUCAUUGUUUGAUAGGAAGAAUAUGUGAUAUGCUGUUCUUAAAUAUCACCAUUCUUUUUCCAGUAAUGCUUCAUCUUUCCAAACUGGAAUUUAAACUUUUACAUUUUCUUAUGAAGGCCAUAUCUAUUUUCUUCAUUCUUUGUAUACUUGUGCUUUUUUUAUGAUCAAUGGAUGCCAGAAGUUUUUGUCUGUUUCUGAACAUUUCUGUAUGAACAACUGUCAGCACUAUAAAAGGAAUUGUUAAUGGGGGAAGUAGCAUGAAUUGUUCUUGUUACCGCACCUCACCCAUCAAAAAAAGAACAAGUAAUCAAAAAAAGAGUAAGCCUUUUUAGACUUCCUAAUGAUUGUUAAAAUCUUAUAUGCAUGGAGAUUAAAAUAACGUUUUCCAUAAUUAUUAAAACACUUUACAAUUCUGGUCUGAGAACAUGCUUUAAUUUUGAAGAAAUGUUCAGUUCAAAAAGUUAACAGUUGGCCUCCAUCUGUAGUUUAAGGGAAGAGCUGACUGUCGUUUGUUUAUACGCUAAGACUUUUGUUUAUUUGGCAAGAAUUUGAAGUAAAUCAUAUUUUGAGUCCGUUGUUUAUAAAAUGUUGACAAAUAGGCGAUACCACAGAAGCAUAUAUCAAGCACUUUAUAAAAAAACUCUGUUAGGAUAGGGAACGGACACACAGUCAUGAGAAACAGUAUUAAACAAAAAACUAUAUACCACUAAGUUUCUUUUAGAGAAUGGGGAACAUACUGAAAGUUUAAAACAAAAUAAUUUAUAAAUGUUGAAAAGCAAUUAAUUUUUCUUAUGCAAAUUAUUUCUUAAUGCUGCUUAUUUCAUUUAUUCAGAGCUGUUUACCCAUAUAAUUUUUCUUUCUUUUCAGGAAAUGAAGCGCAAUUUGAAAAUAGUAUAAGUUGUACUUUUCAUGGUCUUUUCCCCUUUUUUGCCUGUUAAAUUUUAAUAUGUUUCCGAGUUUUUAUGACUGGACUGACUUUAGUGUGAAUACCUUUAUAAAUGGGUAAACAGAUAUUUUUAUUGUAGAUUUUCUAAAAUCAGGGUUUUUUUUUUUUAACUUGCAACAUUAAUCCAAGUCCUCCCUUUUGUCAGAAUAUUUCAUUUUGCUCUAAUGAUUUCAUCUAAUGCAUGAGAGUUCCUCACAUUUUAGAACCCAAUAUUUAUUCAAAAAAAUGUCAAAAAAGUAGGAUCAUUCAAUUCUAUUAACACCUCAUGACAAAGAUGUGAGUGAUGUGAGAGCCAUUGCAAACAAAACCGUGAUUUGUGUGCAUUUAUACUUGCAUUUGCAGUUGUCAUUUUGUGAUUUCUUGUAUGAUCUGGUUUGGAUUGCUAAUGCUGAACUUGACAUUCAGAGUUCUUUUUCUCUAGAAGUUGACAUGUGUACAACCUUUGUUCAAUGUUAGCAGAUUUUAAGUAUUUGCUAUCUCUAGUCAUUUUACCCUUGCAAAAACCACAAGCAUCUGUGGCAUGGUUAUCAUGAACAUUUUUUUAUUUUUUAUUUUGAAAUUUAUCGAAUAACAUCCCAGUUGAAGGAUUUUGUGAAUGAUGUAAAAGAUGCACAUGCAAUUUGUCAUCUUGAAAGGUAACUUCUUGAUAAUUUCUUGGAGGAAUUCAGUUGGUGAAAAAUGUGAACAGUCUCUGAAUGGGAUGGAUUUAUCAUAGCCUCUUGUAGUCUGUACUUGAAUUUGAAUUUUGAAAUUAACUACUUUUUUAAGAUAUUGUCUUCCUUAUCAAGAAGUGGCUUUUGUUGCUAUGUAGACGGGUGUUCAAUGUUGAUGUUUUGCUCUUUGAAUAGUGACCGAAGAGAAUUGAUAAAUUAGAAGAUUAAAUGUGUGCAAUCUUUUAAUUGAGGACAGUCUAACAAUACUUCAGUAUUUAUAUUUUCAAGCAUCUGUAAAGGGUACAUUUUUAUUGUGCAUUUGUAUUGUCCAGCUUAUAUAUGUUUCAUUAACAAAGAAGAAUUUAAGGGUUUCCCAUGUGUAUGCAGGUGCUGAAAAUAUUUAAGAUGUCAUUUUGUCUAUAUUUUGUACCUAGCAAUCUCCAAAGGUAGAGGACAAAGAAUUACAUGCUUAAUUAUUGCAUUAAUGCUGCUGAAAAGAAAAUGUACAUUGCAAAAUGCAAUCUCUGUAACAUCUUCAGCAUACUUUCCCUUCAAGAAUUCUUCCAGUUAUGUUGACUUGAUACAAUCAUGACAUUACCAAUCCAUGUUAAAAUGAAAAAAAAUAUUAAAUAUAAAGUAGCUUAGUGAAACUUUCCAGAAUCCCAAGAAAAGGUUUACUGAAGAGCCUAAUACCAGAUAUUAAGUGAUGUGUGCUCCACUGGGGCGAAUAGGAAGCAGAAGAAGAAGUGAAAGAAAACAUCUUCUCACCCAACAGUUUGCAAUUUUAAUUUCUUUUACUUAUUCUGUCAAAGUUCUACAACAGAAUCCAGUUGCUGUUAAUUCCAGCUAAGGAAAGAAGAAGAUACAUUUCAAAAAUAUGUCUUGCAUGCAGUACAGAGCAAGAGCUGCACUUGAAAGCAACCAAGGAACCAAUAACGUUUAACUAAUGUGGCACAGCAAAUUUCUGUCUCUCUUGUCUCUAGCUUUAUGUUUUUAAUAUGUUUAUUACAGAAUUCUGAGCCAAACAUUGGUAAAUAUAAUAAUCCUGUGCUUUUGUCACCUAGGAAAUGAUGUCCCUUUCAUAGAACUAGAAGCAGUCAUUGAAACUAACAUUAUUACGGCAUUUUUGUUUCAACAAUAUCACUGCCUCUACCCACUGACGCCCCCUCCCCCAACUUCACCCUUGAAGAAGUGGAAAGGUUAGUGGUUGCAGCAAGUGUCUUAGGCCAGACACAUGACCACCAGCCAGUUUGCACAACAUACUUCCCCCAUUUAACUUAACUGUUGAAUGGGAAAGGUGAGGCAGCAAGGAAGAAGAGGGGGGCACCACAAAAUAAAGGUAGUCCCAAGAGAGGUGUCGUCUGUAACACUUCACUCCCGGCGACUAUGUUAUAGGGCUACCUUUAUUCUGUCACAAAGAAUCUCCUGAGCAAAUCUCUCCUAUAGACCUUGCUACAAUUGUAUGUCUUAUACCAAAAGAGCACAUCGAUUGUGAAUCUAUGAAUCUGCUUUCUCUAUUCUCAAAGACUAGUAGCACCAUGAAAUGAAGAUCUUGAAUGCUAACAGUACCACCACCAAUUUUGGAACAUAUAAGAAACUGGUCUUGUAGAUUACAGCAGAAUGAAGAUCACUAUAUAGUCAGUUGUAUUAUUGAAAUUACUUCUGCUAUUUCAAUUACAGAAUUUUUAAUCUCCCAGAACUGUAGAAAGUGCAUGUUGGGUAGAUCCCAUUGUGAUUGACUAAAACUUAGCAAUGCAUUGUUCAGUUUUUGUUUCGUCAGAAGGUGAAACUCAGAUUUACAGAGUGUUAAAUAGAACAGAAUCAAUUGAAGUGGCGCUAUAAAAUGACAUUACACAAUGUUGCACCUUGAAGAUGCGGUAAUUAUUGUAUAUUUAGAUCACUGCAUGUGCAAAUGCAUGCGCGCACACACAGAAAAUGCAGCUGUGUAACUAUUUCUAAAGAAUUUUAUAAUGCAGACAUCAAAAUGUGUUAAAAUAGAUAAACAAAAUUUUGACAAAUUGACAUCAUUAAUUAAUAAAUAUUAAGGUUAAUGUUUUCUCUCUUUCAUAGCAUUCUCAGUUGAAUUAAACCUGAAAAGUUUGCCAUUCAGAAAAGUAUUUUCAGUUUCUAAUGGGUUGUGAAGACAUGGAUGGGGAAACAAGCAUCUACACAAACACUCUACACUAUUGUUUUGAUAUACUUGUAUGGAACAGUAUUGAUAUGGAUGUUGCAGGUGAUUUUAUAUAAUUUUUUUAAAUUGUUCACUAUUGUUUAUGCUCAACAACCUUUUGUCUGAAUUGUCUUAACUUGUUGUGUGAUGUUAUGAUUGAUGUACAAUAAAUGCUCUUUGCUUAUACUUAUUCUUUAAUUCAAAGCAUUAAUCUUUGUGAUUUAAAUAAAUAUUUUAAGUUUUUGUGAAAUAAAUGCAUUCAGAAAGAA